AUGUCCUCAGUUGCUGAUUCUACAUUUGUCACGCCUUCUUCUUAUGUUGGUUUUGAUACUAUUACGGCGCAAAUUGAACACCGUUUGUUAAAGAGGGGUUUUCAGUUUAAUAUUAUGGUUGUUGGUCACUCUGGUUUAGGUAAGAGUACUUUGAUUAACAGUUUAUUUGCUUCUCAUUUGAUUGACUCUUCGACCGGAAAGGAUAUUACCAAGGAGCCUAUCACCAAGACUACUGAGAUUAAGGUGUCUUACCACUCUUUAAUCGAAGACAAGGUUCGUUUGAAUGUUAACUGUAUUGAUACGCCUGGUUUUGGUGACCAGAUUAAUAAUGACAAGGUCUGGGAACCUAUUGUCAAAUAUAUUAAGGAACAACACUCUCAAUAUUUGCGUAAGGAGUUGACUGCUCAACGUGAAAAACAUAUUGUUGAUACACGUGUUCAUGCUGUCUUAUACUUCAUUCAGCCUAAUGGUAAAGGGUUGACGCAGUUAGACAUUGCUGCCUUGAAGAGGUUAACUGACAUUACCAAUGUUAUUCCUGUUAUUGCAAAGGCGGACACUUUAACGAUGGAUGAACGUGCAAAGUUUAGGGAGAUUAUUCAACACGAGUUCAAAAAACACAGCUUUAGAAUAUAUCCUUAUGAUUCCGAUGAUUUAACGCCAGAGGAAUUGGAACUAAAUGAUAGCAUACGGUCCAUCAUUCCAUUUGCUGUUGUGGGUUCCGAAAAGGAGAUCACUAUCAAUGGCGAGGUUGCCAGGGGUAGAAAGACACGUUGGGGUGCUAUAAAUCUAGAGGACAUCAAUCAAUGUGAGUUUGUCUACUUGAGGGAGUUUUUAAUCAGAACCCACUUGCAAGACUUAAUUGAGACUACGGCAUUGAUUCACUAUGAAAGCUUCAGGUCGAAACAAUUGAUUGCUCUAAAGGAGAACGCUAACUCUCGUGCCAUUGGACAUGCUUCUCAAAACUCUAGCACGAAUAUGUUGCGCUGA
Molecule: messenger RNA, 987 nt
Organism: Eremothecium cymbalariae DBVPG#7215
Lineage: Eukaryota; Fungi; Ascomycota; Saccharomycetes; Saccharomycetales; Saccharomycetaceae
Gene: CDC10
Product: septin CDC10
Exons: 1
Coding region: 1-987 (328 amino acids)
Biological process (GO): cytoskeleton-dependent cytokinesis
Cellular component (GO): cell division site; microtubule cytoskeleton; septin complex
Molecular function (GO): GTPase activity; GTP binding; molecular adaptor activity
Source: RefSeq, a predicted model, not a curated record